AAAAAAAAAAAAAGAAGUGAGAAAUAUCACUGGACAGAUAUGUGAAUCAAUUUUAUACGAUUACGAAAAUUUCAGUGCCAAGAGCACGAGAAAUAAAAUUUCUGUUUCAUUGGUUUCUCGAUAUUCUGAAUACGCUUGUUCAUGAAUAUGAAUUAUGAAUACUCAAAUCAAGACGUGCGUAUUAUAAUAUUGCUUCAACCUUCUGUCACCUUCUCCACGUAUCAUCUCCGAGUAUUAUAUUAUAUUUUAUCAUCCAGAACUGAUUCUUCAAAGAUGUUCCACAUAUUCGUUAAUAUCCUAUAUACUUUUUCAUAUUGCUAUUAUUCUCUGUUUGUUGUUACACUUUGCCUAUUUAUUUUAAGAUUAAAAACUAUCUAUACGUACACUGUGUAUCUUACAUACAUCUAUUACAUACAUCUAUUCUCGCUCUGUCAUUAACUUUCACACCUCCUUACAAUAAUCGAAUAACAUAACAUAAUGUUGACUGGUGUUGACAAGACUUGAAUUUAUAAAUUGUUCGUAGUAUUUUGCUAUUGAGUUUGUUUGCUUAAUGACUAUCGCACCCUAUGUAGAGAUUAUGAUCAACCUUUAACAUCGCCAAGUGAUAGAUCACCAAGUCAAAAUAGACAAUAUACAUUAUUUCUCUCUCAAUAUCUAUAUUAAAAUGAUUUCAUUUGUAACACGACAGUACAUUAGGACGUUACGAGAGCAAAUCUACGAAGCACGGGACAUGAGAGGAGUACCGUUAUUGGUAGUCGGGAACAAGCAAGACGAAUUGUCGCCCGCGGCUGCUUCCGGAACUCGCUACAGGGACAUCGUUAAUCUCGUUCGGAAGCACUGGCGAUGUGGCUACGUCGAAUGUAGCGCCAGAUUUAACUGCCGUGUUGUACAGGUAUUCCGCGAAUUGAUGAAAAGUAUCCAAGCCGUAGAAGGUAGACCACCUUCGCCUACUCCAGCACCCUCGCAACCUCUACGAUCUCAUUCGCAUGAUACCAGCGAAAAAUGUAUUCUUCUCUGACAUUGAAGCCAGAAAAUCAACGUACUCGACUUCUGCGAUCACAUCAUCAAAGGAAGUUGCUUCUACCCAUACCAUGACACAGGGUCGUAGUUUAUUUGAACUGAAGGCGAGAAACAAACGUUCACAAAAAAUGCGAAAGUUCAAUUCCAUCGAGAACCCAACCAAUUAUUCUCUCGGCAUUUCUUUAAACCGAGUUGUAAUCCGGAGUAAACGGGAGCUGUUUUGGUUCAUUAACACGACAAUGAUUGUUCGAGAUUUUUCGUGAAAAGCACGGCCACCUUUUUCCAAAUAAACGAAGAUCCUAGAUUUAAUAUAAUUAAUAUAGUUUUUCGUAAAUUUAAUCCCAUAAGUACAAACUAAAAACGAGUAACGAGUAAUUUCGUUCUUAUUUCUUUCUGUCAAUUUCAAUGUUUGUAAUAAUCGUUUGAUUCACUUUUCGUGGAUGAUUUCUCGUAGUUCACGAAUUACCAGUAUUACAAAGAGUAAGAAAUUAGUGUUGAAGGAAAUAUAUAUAUAUAUA
Heterotrigona itama is the source of this 1538-nucleotide messenger RNA. The record is from the annotation of a GenBank genome assembly. Lineage: Eukaryota; Metazoa; Arthropoda; Insecta; Hymenoptera; Apidae.